Bemisia tabaci is the source of this 1136-nucleotide messenger RNA. The record is from RefSeq and is a predicted model, not a curated record. NCBI's taxonomy places the organism in Eukaryota, Metazoa, Arthropoda, Insecta, Hemiptera, Aleyrodidae.
UACGUGCCUACGUAAUAUCUUGGACCGAGAUCUUCACUGCCUGUCAGGCCGAGCGGAUAAAUUCCUGUGGUACAAAGACAGAUCCACCAAUGUAUUCCUCGUGUUCAUGACUUGUAGCAUUUACAGUGUGGGUGUAUUCACUGGGAUCGUCUCCCCGCUCGUGAAGUCUUAUGUGGCCGCCGACAAAUGGUUCGUUGUGUUACCAUUGUGGUACCCGGUUGACGUCACUUCGUCCAGAUGUGUUCACUGGUGUGCCUUUGUCUGGGAGUAUGUCAUGAUCUGGUACACCUGUUUUCUGUAUGCAUCCAUAGAUGUGUUGUAUUUGUACAUUAUAAUGAGCACUCGUGUCAAGUUUGAGGCGCUCGGUCAGUUUCUGCGCGAUGACGGUGGAGGCAGAAUAUCUCCGUCUCAGACAUCUUGGAGAGGACCCGCCAUGUUCGAAGAAGGAAAACAAGCAGAAUGGACGUUUGACCUAAGUUCCGUGACCGAUGAUAGGUUUAAUAAUAUUGAGGACUUACAGCACGAAAAAUUAAGACGAGGUCUGCAGGACUGGCAAAAACUGAAAGGGCAUGCUAAGCUUAUUCCCGAGAUUUUCAAACCAUACUUCGCCGCAAGUUUCUCAAUAGGAAUGGUUGCGAAUACAGUUAUGGCCUACGCAGUAGUUUACGAAUUGCGGCAUUCCGAGUCGGUGGCAAAGGCAAUAAGUGAAUCUGCCAUGUAUAUUGGAUACGUUCUAGCAGCAUGUUGGCACUUGGGCUCAAUAAGUUACAAUGCAACGGUGCUGCAAGACACUUAUGACAAUUUAAGACUCUGUUUGUGGGAAGAUAGUUGGUACAUGGAAUCGCUCAAAUUUAAAAAACUGUCUCUAAACUUCAGUAUGGCCCUGAGUACCUCUUUCAAAUUGAAAGCAUUUUCCUUCAUGCCUGUGGAUCUUGAAACUUUCUCACAUACUAUGAACCGGUCCUUCUCUUACUUCUUGUUCCUUCUUCAGCUGGCAACAGCAAAAUAACGGGCCAGCUAUAAUUUUAACAAGUUAAAACAUGUAAUAUAUGUUAUUUUAUAAAAAUGUACAAUAUAUGUAUUUGUGUUUGAUAUAAAAACAAUGUGAGACAUCCAAUCAUAUCGUCGCACGAGGA